AUGGAGACUGUGGUGAUCGUCGCCAUAGGUGUGCUGGCCACCAUCUUCCUGGCCUCAUUUGCUGCCUUGGUGGUGGUUUGUAGGCAGCGCUACUGCCGGCCUCGAGACCUGCUACAGCGCUAUGAUUCCAAGCCCAUUGUGGACCUCAUUGGUGCGAUGGAGACCCAGUCUGAACCCUCCGAGUUAGAGCUUGAUGAUGUUGUCAUCACCAACCCCCACAUCGAGGCCAUUCUGGAGAAUGAAGACUGGAUUGAAGAUGCCUCGGGCCUCAUGUCCCACUGCAUCGCCAUCUUGAAGAUUUGUCACACUCUGACAGAAAAACUUGUUGCCAUGACAAUGGGUUCUGGGGCCAAGAUGAAGACUUCAGCGAGUGUCAGCGACAUCAUUGUGGUGGCCAAGAGGAUUAGCCCCAGAGUGGACGAUGUCGUGAAGUCAAUGUACCCUCCACUGGACCCCAAGCUCCUGGAUGCAAGGACAACUGCCCUGCUCCUCUCCGUCAGUCACUUGGUGCUAGUGACCAGGAAUGCCUGUCACCUAACCGGGGGCCUGGACUGGAUCGACCAGUCGCUGUCUGCUGCUGAGGAGCAUCUGGAAGUCCUCCGAGAGGCAGCCCUGGCUUCUGAGCCGGAUAAAAGCCUUCCCAACCCUGAGGGUUUCCUGCAGGAGCAGUCGGCCAUUUAA
This is a messenger RNA of Cricetulus griseus (Chinese hamster), 681 nucleotides long. NCBI's taxonomy places the organism in Eukaryota, Metazoa, Chordata, Mammalia, Rodentia, Cricetidae. The record is from RefSeq and is a predicted model, not a curated record.